Guillardia theta CCMP2712 is the source of this 918-nucleotide messenger RNA. RefSeq lists its product as hypothetical. The transcript is spliced from 7 exons. The coding region runs from base 1 to 918 and encodes 305 amino acids. NCBI's taxonomy places the organism in Eukaryota, Cryptophyceae, Pyrenomonadales, Geminigeraceae. The record is from RefSeq and is a predicted model, not a curated record.
AUGCGUUUCCUCUUGGCUGUAACAGCGUUGCAAGCCUUCCUCUUCCAGACAGGGUCAGGAUUCGUCGUCAGCCCCAGCACUGCGGGGAUCAGGACAGCAGCGUCAUCACUCACGAGCUUACGGAUGCACUCCCAAGUCCCUGGCAACAACGGGAGAAGAAAGUUCGUCCAGUCGCUCGUCGUGCCUGUGACGUUGGCUCUCUCGACCAGCCGCGCCGGAGCACUCACAGAGGAGGAGGAGCUGGAGAAGCUGCGUCGAGAGGCAGCCAGGAUCCAAGGGCUCUUCGACAGCCAGCGAGCCGCUAACGAGAACCUCCCUGGCCUAAGGAGCUCUGCUAGCCAGCCCCAGGCUAAAGUAGGAGAGAAGGUGGACCUCGUAUCAGACGGUAGGCAGGAAGGAGCAGCGGGAGCCGAGCCCUCGUCCAAGCUGUCAACCACAGACGUGGUCACCCUGCUGAUGGGAGCGUUGAAGAACAACAACGACCCGGCUCCAGACAACGGAUUGAAGACGAUCCUCAGGUUCACCUCGCCCACCAACCCGAUCAAGAGCCUGCCGGAGGAGACUUUCUUCAACCAGAUGAAGAACACCAAGUACAAUAUCCUCCUGGGCAACUUCGAUGACUUCAAGAUCAAGACGCUGGGCGGCCCCUUCGUCAACGAGGGAGCCAAGGUGGAGAUCAUGGAAGUGAAAGUAAGAGCUCCCUACAAGCAGAUGCUCAUCAACGGCGUUCCUCCCGAGUUUGUCGAGAGCGUCCCCGACCAGCCCAGUAAGGCCCAGGUGACCAUGAGGUGGCAGUUCAGCCAGGACAAGGCGUCGGGCGCCAGAGGGCUCUGCUCAGUAGAGUGCUCGAGAAGAGGAAGAGAUCGCUGUGACGACAGGGAGCGUGGAGAAGGGACGAGAGAGGGAGGAAGGGGAUAG